AUGGCGUGGACCACUAGCUACGUCAUUUGGUGGGAGGUGGACCUCCUCGACACCUACUGCAACUUCAUCGUCAGCAUCACAAACCGAGGGUCCUAUGUGGAUGGCUUCAGGAACGUUGCUCUGGGCAAGCCAGCAUCAAUGAAUGAAUAUCGUGAUGGAAACCCACCAUCAUUAGCAGUUGAUGGGAACACCACAACAUUCAUCCAUCCCCUUGGGGGGCCAUUAGCGCCGGUCAGUUGGUGGGAGGUGGACCUCCUCCAUACCUACUACAUCUUCAGCGUCAGCAUCACGAACCGAGGGUGCUGCGAUAAUCGACUGAAGAACUUUACAAUUGAUUUAAUUUCUGACCACUCGAGCCCGACCACCCGACUGUGUCACUACUACCCAGGGAGGAUUCUAAAGUUGGUCACUGAGGUCAUAGCGUGUGAUGAGCUGCUGACCGCACGGAAGGUCAAGGUCACCAUGACGGACCGUCCUUUGGACUUCGCUGAGGUUUCCAUCAAGGGCCUGCACGCUUGUGGAGAUUUACAGUUUACAUUGAACGCUGGCAUCCGGAGACAGGACACUGUCUUGAAGGAGAUGGUUGUGGAUUCUAUAGCGACUUGCGCAGUAAACUGCCGAGCGGAAAUAGACUGUGGUGCCUUCCAAACAAUGACGUCAGCCAACAAUGUGACGUGUCAACUUCUCGCUGGCCAUGAUGGGAAUACCAUCAAUGAUAACAAUUGGAAAUACUAUACUUUUCAAGUCUGA
Messenger RNA from Haliotis rubra (blacklip abalone), 750 nucleotides. RefSeq lists its product as uncharacterized. The record is from RefSeq and is a predicted model, not a curated record. The transcript is spliced from 5 exons. NCBI's taxonomy places the organism in Eukaryota, Metazoa, Mollusca, Gastropoda, Lepetellida, Haliotidae. The coding region runs from base 1 to 750 and encodes 249 amino acids.